Sphaeroforma arctica JP610 is the source of this 201-nucleotide messenger RNA. RefSeq lists its product as hypothetical. NCBI's taxonomy places the organism in Eukaryota, Ichthyosporea, Ichthyophonida. The transcript has a single exon. Bases 1 to 201 code for a protein of 66 amino acids. The record is from RefSeq and is a predicted model, not a curated record.
AUGGUAAUUGGAAUUGCUAAGGCAUUCAAACAGAAAACUGCAGAAGAUGAAGAGGAUUUCGAGGAUAGUGAUUUUGAUACCGAUUGUGAUUCAGGAUCUGAGGUCGAUCUUAGUGAUAACGAUGAAGAUUUAGUUGUUGAUGGAGAAACUGAGGCAAAAGUGGCGGGGAUGACACAAUGUACGACGAUAUUUAAGUGGUGA